UUAACUUUUAUUUCUAUUUUCGAAGUGAAAUUUAAAUUAUGCACUGUUGGAUUUUUUAAACUGUCUAAGACACAUUAUUCGACAGUCACGUGAAUAUCCCGAAGAUGUUGCUCACGUUGAAAAACUAUUGUGCCCACGUGCCGCAGCGAUGGGUGUUCGCGGUCAUGGGAUGCCUGGCUGUAUCCAACGCAUUUUCAAUGCGAAUUUGCCUGAAUCUGGCCAUCACCAGGAUGGUCUCCGUGGUGAAGACACCGUCGAAUCACACCAGUUUAGACGACACGUGUCCAGCACCCGAGGGAAAGGUGCACUCGUUCUCAAAUGGCGAUGGCAGUUAUGAUUGGGACGAAUACACGCAGGGUAUCAUCCUGUCGAGUUUCUUCUGGGGCUACAUAAUCACCCAAAUACCUGGUGGAAUACUGGCAGACAAGUUUGGAGGGAAGUACACUCUGGGUAUCGGGAUCCUAUCGACGGCAAUUUUCACCAUGUUGACACCGGUGGUGGUUGAAGCCUUCGACGCGACUGGGCUGAUAGUCCUUCGAGUAUUAAUGGGUUUGGGAGAAGGAACGACCUUUCCAGCAGCGAACUCUCUCGUAGCCCAAUGGGCACCGCCGGAAGAAAGGUCGAAGAUCAGCACGGUAGUGAUGUCAGGUAUGCAGGUUGGAACGGUACUAGGAACAUCGCUCUCCGGAGUCCUGAUUCACAACUCCUCCAUGGGCUGGCCUGUGGUCUUCUACUUCUUCGGGGCUUUUGGCGUCCUGUGGUUCCUGGUCUGGGUUGUACUCUGCUACAGCUACCCGGACACUCACCCGUUCAUAAGUGACCGCGAGAAGAAGUUCCUCCGUGAAAGGAUGAGCCAGCACACCCACAAAGAAACGGCACCAACGCCGUGGCGCCGGAUCCUGACCUCGGCACCCUUAUGGGCGUUGAUGAUCGGCAAGGUCGGGGAGAAUUUUGGCUUCCAAACAAUGGUAACCGACCUUCCAAAGUACAUGAGUAGCGUCCUCAAGUUCUCGAUACAGACGAACGGCUUCCUGUCCGCUCUUCCUCUGGUCGCAAUGUGGGUCGGUGGAAUCGUCUCGUCCUGGCUCGCCGACUGGAUGAUAAAGGAGGACAAGAUUUCAAGGACAAACCUACGCAAGGUCUGUGCGACCAUCGCCGCCGUUGGACCGGCGGCUUUCCUCGUCGGCGCGUCCUACGCCGGGUGUGAUCGCACCCUCGUCGUCACCCUGUUCACCCUUGGGAUGGGGCUGAUGGGAUUCAUCUACCCGAGCACCAUGGUCAAUGGUCUUGACCUCAGUCCCAACUACUCGGGUUCCCUGACCGCCAUGACGACAACGAUUGUCGCCAUUGCCGGUAUUGCCGCACCCUACGCUGUCGGCGUUCUCACUCCAAAUCAGACGCUGAGCGAGUGGAGAAUCGUAUUCUGGAUCACGUUCGCCAUUUAUUUGAUAUCCGUUCUGAUCUACGAUUUCUGGGCUGAUGGGGAGGUUCAGGACUGGAACGACCCGGGACUCAAGCUGAAGGGCGAUAAAAAGGAGAACACUGAAAAGCCGAAACAGGACUCUGGCACACAGCAUUCAGAACAAAACGUCCGUAAGGUACAUCCGGUUUAGCUGCAGGUCUUCAAGCUGUGCCUUUUACGGCUCACUGAAACACAUUUUUUGAUUUUAAAUGACGAGGCGUAAUAAAAACGCCCAUUAGCGAUCUAUAUCGUCGUUGUGUUUCCUGCAGGGAAAAAAAAAGCUGAUGGAAAAAUGAAAAUGAACCAGUAAAAGUUAAAAGGAUCUUAGACAGCGUGUAAUGGUCCUUUUUCAGUUAAUUUUUCUAUCGGCAUUUAAACAUUUCUUUAUGUUGGUGCCUUGGUCACAAAUACAUCAUGUAUUCAAUUAUUUUAAAUACUAUGUUUC
This is a messenger RNA of Diprion similis, 1907 nucleotides long. RefSeq names its product putative inorganic phosphate cotransporter. The record is from RefSeq and is a predicted model, not a curated record. Lineage: Eukaryota; Metazoa; Arthropoda; Insecta; Hymenoptera; Diprionidae. The transcript has 3 exons. Gene Ontology annotation, cellular component: membrane. Bases 105 to 1613 code for a protein of 502 amino acids. Gene Ontology annotation, biological process: transmembrane transport; monoatomic anion transport. Gene Ontology annotation, molecular function: transmembrane transporter activity.